Seminavis robusta is the source of this 2755-nucleotide messenger RNA. Lineage: Eukaryota; Bacillariophyta; Bacillariophyceae; Naviculales; Naviculaceae. The record is from the annotation of a GenBank genome assembly.
ACGGAGAUCUCGUCCUCCGUAGCUUCGCUGCCGCCGUAGUCACUCAUCGACUCGUUGCUGUUGCUAGUGCUACUGCCAGAGCUCAUCGUCUCAUUGCCCUCCUGGCUACCCGAGCUCAUCGUGUCAGUGGUUCCAGUGGGAGCGGCAUAGAUCGUUGGUGGCUCUCUACUAUUGACUCGCUCUGUUUCAAUACACACGUCUACGAAAUCCAUUGAUUUAGCCAUCGUCGUCGAUGCCUACAGCUCAGGGCGCACUGUGGCUCCAAGACCAAUGAAGAGCUACCAAAGGUAUCUAUGAUGCAGCUGUGAGAGGAUUUGUCGUCGUAAACUCUGCAGUACUUCACCUCUGCAGUAUCGCUUGAAAACUUGGAUAGUUGCAUUGCCUAAACGGCGGCCACUCCGUGGGAAGAGCACAACCUUAGUUAGAUGAAGGGACAACAAAAUAGGCGAGGAUAGUCAUCGAUGCGAAAGAUCUCCUAUGAGCUUGGCCUACUUCUUUCAUUCCGAGAUACCGGUACGCUGAAUCCGGAGCCAGUGGUCUCCGGUCAUCUGGCCACAAAGGGUAUCCAUACCGGCAUGUAUCGGCGUCCAAAUCAUCAAGCACUUUCCAAAAACAUAUUAUGAAGGCAAAAAACUAAAGCUAUAUGUUUUUGGGACAACUCUAGUGUUGCUUUUGCAGCACGAUUCGCCGGCGUGAUGGUACUUAAAAGAACCGCGGGCCCUCACUAUUCAAAAAAUUCAAUCGUGGCUCAUACGUGUAGUAAAACUAAAGUCACAUUUUGGGAAUUUUUUAUUCAAUCUUGUUGGUGACAGGUCGAAUGAUCAACACUGUGAAGUUCUCAUGGCGAGCGGAUAUUUGUAGCCUGAUACCGGCUAGCUAGUAGCUCUCCGGCUAGAAACUUGACUUUGUGUUACAAGAAUAGUACAAAGCAACCUUCUCAUUUCAAUAUUCCCAUAACGGACACAAGGCAAAACCCCAUUUGCUGUAGAGAUACCUUGGCGUUUAUUUCUUGCCCGUUUGUUCGCAUUGCUUGCCCUGUUGUUGAUCAAAGCAUCUUACUUGACAAACGUUCCAUCAUCUAGCUAGAAGACCAUUUAUCAUGAUCAACUUUACCGCAGUCGUCCGCAAAUUUGCGGGUCUCUUUCUGCUGUUUGCAUUGUGCUUCCGAGCUGCGCAAGCCAAAACCGUACGAGGAUUAGAAGAACUCGAGAACGAUGCACAGCAUGUUGCUCGCAGGGCUCAACUUGCCACUCCGGGCCCCAUGGCUCCCACGGCAACACCCGUUGCAACUGUUGAAUACAAAUAUGGGAUUGGUGUGGGAGUGACAUUGACUGUUCCUGCUGCUAGCGUCCCAGAAUCAGAGAAGAGAGCAUUGGAACGACUGACCCAGACCUUCUUUACGAGAGUUAUUGCCUCUACCUAUCCCACGUCUUUUUAUGAUAUUGAUCUGACCUCGGUCGCAAGAGCAAACUUUGGUGAAUUCACUCUUGGAAUCGGUUUCAACACUACAACAGUCUUUCGACUCGAGGGAAAUGUGCCCACAAGUGAUGAUGUCUUUAGUACUCUAGCCCGAGCCACUACGCUUUACAGCUUCGAAUUCCUUAAUGACUUUGUCCAAAUGGCUGGGCCUAGUUUUGCUGAUGCCGUAAGCGCCCAAACACAAGUGAUUAUAUUGACCACGCCAUCUCCCACUGCAGCGCCUAGCUCGUCGCCCAGUUCGACUCCAAGCUCCUCUCCAAGUGUAUCUCCGUCGGCAAACCCAACCCCAUUGGUCCCGGUGCCAACUCAGAGCAGCCGACCCUCCGCUAUCCCGUCGUUGUCUUCAGCGCCUUCUGAAAGUCCCAUUACACCACCCUCAGCUAGUCCGUCGACAACUCCUUCCGAAACGCCCAGUCUUAGUUUUAACCCUUCAGCAAGUGGAAUAGUUCCCAGUCUGUCUCCAAGCGCCACGCCAAGCGUGUCGCCAAGUGUCUCGCCAAGUAUGUCUCCGAGCGUCUCGCCAUCCAUGAGUCCCUCGAGCUCCCCAUCUGUUUCUCCUUCGACAUCGCCAUCGUCAUCUCCUUCAAGGUUCCCAUCUAGAAGCCCUUCGAUCUCCCCAUCUAGAUUCCCCUCCAGAUCCCCAUCUGUUUCUCCGUCCAUGACGCCCAGUUUUGAGCCGAGUGGAGGUGGAACGGAAGUCAUGCCACGCCCCCGUAUCAGGUUUGCUUUCUUCAAUAACGCUGGAGCUGACUUUGAAGAAAUCACUAACGAGCAAAGAGAGUGGGUGGAAGGAAACAUUACGGACUUCUUGGAUGGGCAAUACGGAGAUGAGUUCAAUACGUACGUCAUGUCGACUUCGGACAGGUCCAACUUUCCAUCUCCCCCGCUGGGUUUCCAACAGAGGAGAGAUUUCAAUGCAUACUUUUGGUUGAUGGACAUGAUUUCCAAGUACCAAGAUCCUGUUCCAAGCUCGGACGAAGUUACGUUCUAUCUAUCGAGUACAGAUUCCCCUCUGCAAGGACGCUAUGGGGAUUUGUUGAACCGAAUUAGGGGUGUGGCUCCCCAGUUUUCAAAUCUGGCCAUGCUGCAGGUUUCCACCGACGCACUCCCACCCCUCACCCGUCUUCCAGCAGAGUGGCAAAAGAAAUAGACGGGCAGCGCAGGGAGAGGAUCGACAGUCUGGUCCGACGUUUUGUGCGAUCCUAUCAUCAUCAGUUUAUUCAUAACAACAAUCUCAUAAUAGUUUUACUAAAAAGGAUAGAUGUGUGUAUUAUUU